Messenger RNA from Prorocentrum cordatum, 882 nucleotides. The record is from the annotation of a GenBank genome assembly. Lineage: Eukaryota; Dinophyceae; Prorocentrales; Prorocentraceae.
GACAGCCAGGGGGAUGAGCUUAUGGACAGGGCCACCUUGUGGCGUCGUGCGGCCCUGUCAGUGCCACUGGAGUUCGUGAUGUGCGAGAACGUCAAUGACCUCUACUGGAAAUCAAUAAAUCUGCGUGAGUCCAUUGGAACGAAGUACGCCACUAUGUACCGGUCCCCAGUCCAGCGCAUCUUUGAACUGGCGAUCUGGAAAGAGAAGCAGGAAGCUGAAACUGGGACCAACAUGGACCCCGAGGCUAUCUCCAAGGCGUGGUCGGAGAAGGUCCAGCUCAGCCCGAUGGCGGAGGCCAUCUCGCCAGGCAUGGUGGACGCCUCCAUGACAGUGUGGAAUCGCCUUUUGUGCGAUCCUGAAUGCCGGUCGGUGGUCAUGGAGGCGGAGUCUUUCUGGGGCAAGCACACGCCGUGGGAUUCUGUGUAUAAAUUGGAAGCUGUGGUCAAGAAGGUUGGCCGCUCGGACACAUCCUUCACCAACGCGAGGUGGAUCCUGCACGCUGUCUCAGAUGAGAUCAAGAACGGCACGCACCAUCAGUCCUACUUUAGUGUCCGCAUGCUCUCUGGCAAAGGUCAGGCUCAGAACAAAGGGGCGUGCGACAUCUACAUGUACCGCAGGUCCCUGAAGCAGCACUGCAUCAGCUCCAUCCUCGGCGGCCUCAGUUUCCAACCUGACAUGAAGGAUCAAGUAUCUGGUUUGUUCUCAUCCCACGCCGUGUAUCGGUCGUGGUUUGGCUACGACAGCCAGACAGUGAGCCGCCAGUGGCUGCACGGCUUCCCCAAGGCCUUGCAGUACCUCAUCAUAUUUAUCGGGGAGAUUGUUUACGGGGUCAAGUACGACACAGCCAUCCGCAGCGGCACCAGGUUCAACACCACGUGCGAA